Messenger RNA from Thrips palmi, 6742 nucleotides. RefSeq lists its product as uncharacterized. The coding region runs from base 139 to 6729 and encodes 2196 amino acids. The record is from RefSeq and is a predicted model, not a curated record. The transcript is spliced from 12 exons. Lineage: Eukaryota; Metazoa; Arthropoda; Insecta; Thysanoptera; Thripidae.
CAUGGAUCAAUUUUGACUUUAUUUCCAUAAUGGGUUGGCCUCUUUCAAGUUAUCAAAACGUCGAAUGAAUAAAGUUAAGCUUAUCUGUUUGUUUAGGCUACUGUUGCAAGUCUUAGUCAUAUUGUCCAGUCAUAAACCAUGGACCCCAAGGCAACCAAACCUCAUACCAAAAGAGUGGGCCAAGACCAUGAGAACUUGCCAACCCGUCGUCCAAAUCGUCUGUUUCUCAGCGAAACGAUUCCACCAGCUACUCAUCAGCCUCAGUUGAGCCAAAACCGAACCCAUAAUUUGUCUGACAGAAUACAUGAGUAUUAUGAAAAUCUUGUCAAGAACUCUCCUUUGGCCAAAACUUACCCCUCAAGAGAAAGUCCUCAAUUCUUGCCAAGCAAUGUGCAAGACCGAUUUGAAGACCCCUACCUAGUUGAUCGAAGUGCUGUUACUGUACCGAGGUAUGGAGAACAGCCACAUACCUCCAUUCGCUCAGCUUUGCAGCCUUCCAACAGCAACGCAAGGCAGCCAUUUACAGUUUAUGUUGAAGAUACUGCGGGAGCUUUUCAGCGAUAUUCCAAACGAAAACCAUUGACAAACCUGGCUAGAUCUGCCUACCUCGAUGCCAAUGAAGCUUCGAUGGAUGUAAAUGCUGCAGACCCUGCUCAUAGCAGAGCCACCAGAGAGAGGAGCAAAUCUCCAGUGAUGAAUCGAACGCAGUGUGUACUCUGCCACAGUUCCAAUCAUUCAUCACAAAAUUGUACCUUGCAGAGUAGAAUGCCAGCCGAACAUGAUGGAUUUUUCUCAAGCGCUGCUGAGAUCGGACCCAGUUUUAGACAUUUAAAAGGAAGUGAAGAUAACCAAGGUGAUGGAUCUGAGGACCAGAAGAAGGCAACUUCUGCAGCAUUCCCUAAAAAACGGUCUGUCCCAGCUAACAUUAAUGUUAGGUGUGAGAGGGACGUCAUAGGGCAGGAGAAAUCGCCUGUUUCAAAGUCACAUCCGGGAAGUUCAGGAGCCUUGAGUACUUCAAGUAGCAAUGGUGACACAGCACCUCGGGAGAGGAAGAAGUGGGUUAGGCCCCCUCUUGUUGGCCAAGCUGCAUCUUCUGCCGACAAACCUCCAUUCAUCAACUUUGACUGUUUGGACGAUCAUAGCCGUUCUUUAGAGAAAAGAAGACCCAAUGACGAUAGUCUGCAGUUGUCCAGCAGCACUGGCUCAGAGCAGAUUGACUCAAGAGACACUGCUAGGGGAUUUUCUCAUCCUAAAAGUUCAUAUUUUGAUUCAAGCAAUGUUGCAAGUGGCGUGCCUCAUAGUAAUGAUGACUACUUUGAACCAGCCGACCAUGAUGCUUCGUCUGCUACAUGCCAUCAGCUUACCUCUGAGGGAGAACAAGGCUUAUCUGACAGUUGUGCUGGAGGGCGUGUUUCUCCUUCAUCUAGUGUGACAUCCAGUCGACGGUUAGAGUGGGACAGUGGAGCUGAUGUGGGUUACAACCAAAUGUAUGGCUCUCCCAAUCCAGGUGCCUCAACUUCUGGCCUCUGCACCAUUGAAAGAAUGGCAUUAGCGCAAGGCUGUUCCGUCGCUUUGCAUUUAAGACUUGAUCCUGAGGGUACCACAGUUCCUGCUUCCCCUGGCAUUGCUCCCCCCAUGCCUCCUUCGUCAGUGCAAGAGAAACCAACACCAAGUGCAGUAGGCAAGCCAACAGCUGAGUCUACGCCUCUCGGUCAAGCUCCAUCCAUAGCUAAAGCACUUCGCAAACAUGUCAAUGACCCAAAAAGUGUAAUCUCGCCUAUCUUUUACACCCACCAAAAAGAUGGUACAGAAACACGGAGUUUGAGUGGACCACUACAAGAGGAGCAGGAAGAGGAAGAAGCUGUGGUUCAUCCAAUUUUACCAAAGUCCAAGAGCCCAGAUGUCCAGGAAUAUUCUUCAGCCUCCACCAUUCCUUUCCAUAGACAACUGAGCAAUUCUAUGCAAGAUCUAAGAAAGUGCAUCAGUAAGCGGUCUGAAAAUCAGUUAUUAAAAAGCCAAAGUGAUCCAGACCUGUCUGGGGACAGCCCAAUAGCUGUGUCUAAGUCACGCAGGUCUAAACUUUUCAAAGAAAUGCCAAAGGGUCGAAGCUAUGCAGAAAGCAAUGUAGCUGCUCACUCUAUUUCGUCUGGAUCUGAUGCUACGUUAGUUCAUGUAGGAACUGAAGAGGACCUGGCAACUGAUGGGAGGGAGGAAAAUGAUUCUGUAGAGCAUCCUCAACAAGGCCAAGACGAGUUAACUCUAACUUGUGAGACUCAUGAUCCAAACUCUGUGUCAUUGGCCGUCAGUGAGUCAGGAAAAGUAUUUGCUCCAGCUGAACCACAAGAUUCAAAUCAGUCAUCAAGGAUGGGUGGUGCUCCGCAGCAAGAUGUGGCAAAGAAAGGAAACGUUCCACCUCAUCCAGUGGAGACCAAGCCAAGCAGUAGUAAUUCACAUGUUUGCAGUGACACGGAUCACAAGCGUGGAUUGCAUCAUCACUUUGGAGUUUUGUGCUCAACAGUCUUAGGUGGUCACAUUCAAUCUAGUGGACAGCCGAAUGAAGGGUCUCAACCUCAAAAUAUUGUCCAUGGGUCUGAUAGAGUGUUUUCUACCAAUAGCAACCAGACCCAACUUCAGACCAAGGAGUCAACUCAAGACUCUGAGAACCCGAUAGUUGAAAGUACAGGAAGCAGUGCCUUCCAUUCAGAUGCUCACCAUGAUGAAAGUGUUCCCAGAGGUAGCACACUAACUGGAAGAGCAAAUAGUUUUGAAUAUUUACCAGGUCAUGCAUACGAAAAUAAUUCUGUCUCAGGUCUUAGAAAACAUGAAAGACCUCCUGGAAUAUCUACCUCAACAGAAACUGAUUCAGAACCUGUCAGGCCUAUCAGUAGGGUAAUGCACAGGAAGGUUGUGGACUCAAGCAGCCAUGAUACAGAAGAUGAUCGUCUUUGGGGUUCCCCCAGAACAGGAUCGAACACCUUAGUUCAGGACUUGGAGAGAGGAGUAAAUUUGCUGAAGGGAGUCAUGGAAAAUAAGUCAGCGGGCCGUCGAUGUAAACGUGAACUCAUACGGAGGAUAAUUAAGAAACUGGUAACUUCAGAAUAUGUUGAGGAUAUUAUUGAGAAAGAAAGAGCCAGUCAUGCAGCUCGCCCCCCUUUUUCUCCCAGGAGAACCAAAUAUCAUGAAAGGCAAGACAGAAAUCUCAGGGCUAAGAGAACUGUGGGAUCAGAGAGACAAGAGAUUUCUGGGGAAUCUGAUGAGCCCAAGCAGCAAGCUGCAAGAGUCCACAAUGUUCGACGUAAAUUACCAACACAUCAACCUGUUCAUCACCCUCAAGCCCCAAGGACUUUGAGCACUUUAGCCAGUGGAAGUAAGUCAUCCAGUUUGUGGAGCUCUCAUGGGGACAGCACAAGUGGCAGUAUUUCAUUGAGUGGAUCUUCAGACAAUCAGAAGCAGUCCAAAAUAAGUGUGAAACCCAACCCCCUGUUUGAAUUAAAUCAAGAAAAAGCUGCAGAUUGGUUAAAGCCAACCACCCAAUCAGAAAAACUUUUUGAAAUGAGAAAGAAAGGUACUUCUCAUGCUGAAAAGCACUUAGCUGGUCUGAUAGGAACACAUCCUCCCGAACAUGCUCUGGAUCCCAUGCUGCUGAAGGAUGAUCCCCAAAAACAGCUGUCCUGGGUCACUAAUGAAAUCAACCACCUCAAAAUCCUAAAGCAGUUGCUACAGAAACAAGAAUUUCUUAAACAAAGUCUGAAUCCAAAUUUAUGCCAAACUAAUUUCACCACUAUGCCUUUAACUGGGAUAAAGCAAACUAUGCAAAUGGCUGACUGCACUUCGCCUGAUAUUCCUGAGGCUCGUUCUCCAGCCCUGAAACCUUCCAGACUCCAGCAGUGGAUAUCCUUGGAGAGUGAUACCAGUGCUGGUUUUGGCUUGUCAAACAACACUGGAAGUUCUCACGAUUCCCACUGGCAAGAAGUUGAAGUAGCCAGUGCAGGAGAGCAGGAUGGUCAUCCCCAUAGGACCGUCAGUAUCAGUGAUGCUGAUCAGAUAACAGAUGCUUCAUGCUCUUUAUCUAACAGAAAAUCAGAUCACAGCUCUGGCCCUCAUAUUGCCCCGAAGUCGAGGCGGCGGUCCGUUAGUAUCAGUGAUACAGAUCAGCAGUUGGGACCACCUUCUACUUCAGAUGCACCAAUCCAGAAGAAGCGCUCUGAUUGUCACUGUGGAAGACCCGAUGGAAGAACUUUUAGCACACGAUCUCCACAGGUUGGAACUUAUGGGCCUCCACCUAGAAACUUGGCCUCUGAUGCAUCUUCAAAGCAGGUCUGUGAAAACUGUGCGUCUCAUAACCACCUCAAUGUGAGAAAUGCCCCACCUUCUGGUGGAGGGCUUAGAAGUGCAUUGGUUAAUCGACCUGGUGGCUCAUUGGGGCUUCCACGCUUUGACAGUCUGAGCCCCACUAAGGCAGAAGAUAGAAAUCAGACGGUCCAGUCAUGCUCAUGUGGUUCUUCCAAAACCCAAGCCCGGAAUUGUUGUUGUUCCAAAGAACAGCCGCCUGGAGACAAGCCCCAAAAUGCUGGACCUUUGAAUAAGGGUACUGCUGGUUCAUCCCACCAGUUAGUUUCUCGAGUGGUGGCCGAGAUUCCUUCAGGUUCCACACAGCCACUGUCGGGUGGUGGACUGGUCCGAGUUCAUAUUGAAUCUGACCAGGACGUUGAUUCUACUCAUGAAUCGCUGAGGAGCUCAGUUGUAAGGGAUAGAGUGCACAUAGCCGAUGUAUCAGAGUUACGCGGGGUUCCUAUGCUGAGACAACCCAGCGAUGAUAGCAUAACCAAGGCGGUCUCUAAGGCUGUUUCUUCCAAAGUUAAAGAGCUCCGUAAUUUGGGUCAGAUAGAAGAAGCAGAGGUCAAGAUUCGUGUCAAAGUAGCUCCAGGCCAAUCAGAUCAUGUGCCUUCUUAUCCUGAAAGAGGGAGAGUAUUGAAAACUCAAGACCUAGAUGAUGAAAGUCCUUUCCACACCUCAAAGCACAGUGAGCUGGAUGAUAUGAUUGCCCGGCAGAGAGCAAUGGAUUACGAGACUCGUCAGAAGCUUCUGUCCAUUGCGGAAAGCAGGCAGCGAGCUCAAAUGGGACUGCAUGAUGUGGAUAGGAGAAUACAAGAUCUCCUUUUACAAGAUUACCUCAGCCGUCAAUUUAAGACACCUGAUACUGCAAGCACCCCUCAAACUAGAUUGAAUGUUCGUGUGGAAGCUCCAGUUUCAUUGGGCAGCUCGAUUGGAGUGCAAAGUGAGGUGGAUAAGAAAACAAUAGGAACUUCAACUGCAGAUCAGAAAACCCCUCAACAAAGAGAUGCUCAGUCAUAUACUGGCCCCUUUCCUCAAGCUCAACAGGCAGUCCCUCCUGCCUCAAGCUCUCGAGGAGGCUGCAUUUGUGGUGCGUCGCCUGCUAGGCAAGCUCCAUCGUUUGUGUAUCAAAACCAACAAUCUGAGAUUCCAACUCGGCCUCAAACUGCGCCUGCCUCUCGUUCAUGCUGUUGUGGCUCACAACCUACCAGCACCCCAAGAACAUAUCGUGCAUCUCCCCCAUUUUCGUCUUUGGAUAGACAGGUGGAGUUUGAACUUGAUCUACGGAAACCAAUGCCUUGCAAAAUGACUCCUUAUGACGUGCAUGAAGUGUUGAAAAGUAGAAACACUGCCUAUUUCCUGCAGUUUGAAGAGGAUCCCUCAACACAAAUGUACCCUGAGAAAAAAGAAGCUAAACCUCCUAUGGAAGUGGUGACAGUGAAAAUACCAAUGCAUAAGCCACGUGGAGUUAAACCAACUUUGUCCUCACAAGAAAGAAAGAAAAGCAAGUAUGCUGGGAGUGGUCAAUCCCCAGCAGGUUCCUCUCAGUCUAACCAGAGGGGUAGCCGAGGCCUUUUGUCAGGAUCUGAGUCCCCAACUGAUGCUGCAAAUCUGUUGAGGUCUGCCCCAGGUCGAAGCCAUUUGUCCAUCACUGUAACAGACUCCUCUGUAGACAGUGUGUUUUCACCUGAUGGUGAUUCAAGGUACUCUUCCUUUCAACAUCCAUCCAGAAAAGUUCACAGGGCUCCCCGAUCCAACAAGAGAAAAGAGAAAGUUGUAACUGAUAGCAAAGACACAGGGGAUAUAAGUCAAACCCUUGUGUUCAGGACUAAUGAAAGUAAAACUCCCAGCAGCAAUGUGUCUGUACCCACUUUGGAACAACAAAAGAAUAACAAUAACCAAUCAGCCAAUGAAAGUGAAUCUGUCUUUGAUAUUCAUGAUGAAGGCGACAAUGAAAACGGUGUGCCAACAUUACAGGAAUAUUUGGAGAAAAAUCACCCUAAGUAUCUUGAUGCAGCUGAAAAGAGAAGACGGUGUAUUGCUGAAAUGUCUUAUUUAAGACGUUUGCGGCAGCAGAGCCGUAAACGUUUGAUGGAACUGGAAGGUGACAAAAUGUGUGCUAGACAAAAGCAACAAUGGAGAAUGCGCUGUGCGUCUCGAGCCAGGCCAACUGCCAUGAGAAAAAAGUCCAUUCCCAAAGUAAGCAAAUCAGCUUGUGCCAGGAGGUACAUGCUCCUCCCAGAAAGUCAGCAGCGUAUGGCUGAGUUGAGAAAGAAAGAAGAGAAGAGGACCAAUCGCCUCAUGGCUGAAAUAUACACCAGAAAGCUUCAGGAGAAAGUUCUGAAAGGAUCAGCAACAAUACGCAGUAGUGUAAGCGUUAUUUCCAGUUUGUAACAAAAUUCUGUUG